AUUGCAGACUUAAUAAGUUCUGUAACUGAACAUAUUUCUUUGAAUGAUGUUGCUUAAUCUCAGUCAUGUUAUGCAUAUUUAAUUUCUCAAUAAGUCUUAUAUUUGCUGUAUUUUUCAGUGCUUAAUUCCUCAUUGGUAACAAAAAGACAUCAUAGAUCAUGACGGUGUCAGAGGGAGAAGAUGAAUAUGAGGAACAGGAAGAACUUCUGUUUCUGGACCUCAAGGGAGUUGUUCAGUCUGAGAUCACUCAAGAGGCCUUGAAUAACUUCAAGUUGCUGGGCAUUCACACACCAAAUCCUAUUCUGCAGAUUGGUGGACUAAUAUUCCAAGGAGGCUUUGAACCAACCGUGGGAACAGCUGUGUUUUUUCAAGAGCAGCCACAGUCAGCCUCAACUCUGCCUCCCCUGCCCGUGUUUGCCAAGAGGCCCAAGAAGAUGCUUCAGUAUGCCUACAAAGCGCAUAAUAUGAUACAAAUGAAGCGUAUUUUUGUUAAACCCUUCAAGGAAAAUAGUGAAGCCCAACUGCUUGGAGAGGAUUGAUGUUCCAGUAGUCCAGAAAAUAUGCAUGAUAUAGGAGCUGAUAUGAGAUUUUCUGCUGUCUUGCUGUAAUAUUAAUAGUUUUAAUAUAGGUAACUAUUGUUAAUAGUUGAAUAAUAUCAACUUAUGAUAUGGAUUGGAGAGUGUUAAAUAUCUGAGUGUGGUCAACUAUUCCUUUUAUUACUUAUGGAUUGUUUACAUACGAUCAUCAAAGGCGUACUUAAGUGUAAUUAAAAAAAACUGUGGAGCAAUAAAAAACAUAAAUUUUGCUAUUAAAUUUAUUUUUGAGGUAAAAUGAUUGGAUUCUGCUGUGCAGUCGAAAGCUAGAUUGUAGGUUAUGAGCUUUAUUGUUAUUGAUACUCUGCCUGUUUGCAACCAUGUAUUAAUGUUUUGCGCUGCUAAAUUUCUCGAUUUUAGGUACACGUGCUUGUAUGCAGUAUCUUGGCUCAAUCUCUUUCCAUACCUUAAUUUUUGUUGAUUUUUUCAUAGAAUAUCUAGUUGUCAGUAGCCAAUUAUGAAGUUUUCCACGAAUAUUAUGCUGUCAGUUAGUUGGUGUGACUAAAUGAUCAAUCAAUUGAAGAUCAAAGAGUUAAGUUAUCUUGUAAUGUUAUUCGCUAUACUCACUAAUUGUAUCCAAAUUAGACAACAGUAUGCCUAGUAGAUGAUGGGUAUGGAGGCCACGAAUGUUCACAAUCAUUGAGUUGUCUUUGCCAUGUUUCCUUACAAAUACUGGUACAGUAUUUGUAGCAAAUACUGUAGCUUCACUGACGAAAAUGGCUUGUGAGAGGGCUAUUUGUCGCAAACGUUUCGAAGUAUGAUGUUGCUUUGAUAUCGUCUAUUAUAUGGCGAGUAUGUACUAUACUCACGAUGAUCGAAUCAACUGUAUGGUUAAGGUAAAAAUGUUUGAUGACCAAGAAACGAAUGUUUGCCUUCGCUUAUUUUCAUGGACAGUUAAUGAAUGGAAUUAACUCUUACAAACAAAACUUUUUUGUGGAGUUUUUUAAUGUGGUUAAAAAUCCAACAUAUUAUUGUCUGCAUAUUAGAUUGAGAAGAUGCAUGCUCUUCACUAGCCCUGUUUUGACAGCUGCCACUUGCCACUUUCGCACGGAAAUUUCCGAUGCAAUUCUUCUGGUGCGAGUAAGCUUUUAUAUAAGCUUAGCCCAACAGGCUUAUAUAUAAGUGGUGCCCAGUGGUUACAGUUCAGAGUACCAUGAUUGGCGCAGAGAGGCUGGGGUU
Molecule: messenger RNA, 1772 nt
Organism: Hyalella azteca
Lineage: Eukaryota; Metazoa; Arthropoda; Malacostraca; Amphipoda; Hyalellidae
Product: general transcription factor 3C polypeptide 6-like
Exons: 2
Coding region: 159-539 (126 amino acids)
Biological process (GO): transcription by RNA polymerase III
Cellular component (GO): transcription factor TFIIIC complex
Source: RefSeq, a predicted model, not a curated record